CUGGAGGCGAGCACACAGAGGCUCCAUUAUCAUCCCAGUUAUUGCCUACGCUCUAAAAUAGCAGAGGAAAUUAGAAGAAGAGGAGAAAAAAUAGGAGGAAACUGAUGCUUUCCUAAGCACGUCUAUUUUUUUUUUUGCAUAGGAGGGGAUGAGAAAGAAAAAAAGGAGGGUCAGAAAAGAGAGAGAGAGACAAAAGUGGGUGGGAGGAGAAGGAGGAGGUGGGAGGACGGACCUGAGGAGCGGCAAGAACUUCAUAUCAAUUAAUAAUGAUAAAAAAGAGCUGGUAGACGUGCACGGAAAACUGGCAUGGGUUUGUGGAGGCUGGCAGUUGGGACGUCAGAUAUGACUGCAGGAGCCUGCUGACAUGAUCAUUGAGGGAGACUUAGAUGGGAUGGCAGCAGACAUCGGGCAUGCAGGUGGCGGACUAAAGACGAUGCUGGAUGUCAUGGAAGUUCCAAGUCAUGCUCGGGAUCUCCUCCUGCAGCUCAACAGCCAGCGCACCAAAGGAUUCCUGUGUGAUGUCAUCAUCGUGGUGCAGAACGCCCUCUUCAGGGCACACAAGAACAUUCUGGCUGCCAGCAGCCUCUACUUGAAAUCCUUGGUGGUCCACGACAAUCUCAUCAACCUCGACCACGAGAUGGUGAGUCCCGGGGUCUUCCGGGUUAUUCUGGACUACAUCUACACGGGCCGCCUGUCAGACGGGGACCCCGCCUCUCCCACAGAACCCAACUUGGGUGCCGUUUUGGCCGCGGCCAGCUAUCUUCAGCUGCUUGACUUAGUGGCUCUGUGCAAAAAGAAGCUGAAAAGAAAUGGCAAGUACCCUCCUCGCACCGGGCCUGCCUUUCUCCCUUAUGCAAAAAUGGGACCUGGCAUGGGUUUAGGCACCGGAGGCCGAUACAGGGUGUCCACUCCUGUCAUCCAGUCGUGCCCUCCUGGGGGGAUUAUGAACAGCCACACGCCUCGGCCUCUCCCGCUGGAGGAGUUGGUACCCCAUCGGCUCGCCAUCCAUGCCGGUGAGCUGUAUGCCCCCACCUCCAAUCAAGGCUCCCAGGUGUUCCCGUCCAUGCAGUCGGUUCUGCCGGCCCAGCUUGGCCUGCGUUCAGCGCUUCCGGAAAGGAACUGCUCCCCCAACUAUGGCCUCGAUCUCUCCAAGAAGAGUCCUAAUUCCCAGUCUCAGCACACGCCCUCCCAGUCCCAUGUGGUUAGCACCCACAAUGACGAGGAGCGAGAUGGGACCCCGGGUGCCCGCACCAGUCCCACACAAGGAGCCAACGGCAGGGCCUUCCCCUCAGAAAAAAUGGAGACAACAGAUCAGGCUCGAACACCGCCACCGUUUCCCCAUCACAACCAGCCACUAGGUCCACAUCUUCCUCACCUCCAUCGCUCGGGACCACAGGGUACAGAACGCUACCCAUGCCCACCAAGCCCAGACACCCCGACUGAAAUCGGGGAGGCCGGACGAGAGGUGGGUAACAUCUAUCGCUGGGUGAAACAUGAGCCUCUGCCGUACGUAGGCGAAGAUGAGGAUGAAGAAGAGGAUGAAGAGGAAGGAGGUGAAAAUGGAGAGCGGCGGCACAAUCACCACAAGAUCGGCGAGGAGAGUGAGGGCCCGGAUGACAAAAGUGGCUCAGGCACUGAGGAGACUGGCAGCAGCGAGGGCCGCCCGUCUCCUUCAGGUCCCAUGGGGAGAUUCCACGUGCCAUAUGAGCCGGAGAGUUUUGGGGACAAUCUGUAUGUUUGCAUUCCCUGCGACAAGGGCUUCCCAAGUUCAGAACAGCUCAACGCACACGUGGAAACACACACAGAGGAGGAGCUGUAUGGAAACUCAGGCGGGGAGUUAGGAAACAGCAACAGCAACAAGAACAUCAACAAUAGCACCAACGGCUACGGGGGCUUGAGCAGCGCCAACACCCUGAACAGCCUGUCUCACCUGGAGACAAAAUCCAGUCAGGCUUUGGCUUCAGGAGCCAUCGCGGAGAUGAUCCGUCCAUACCGCUGCUCCACCUGUGAAAAGUCCUACAAAGAUCCUGCCACCCUGCGGCAGCAUGAAAAAACCCACUGGCUGACCCGGCCUUACCCCUGUAGCAUCUGUGGCAAGAAGUUCACGCAGCGCGGCACCAUGACACGCCACAUGCGCAGCCACCUGGGCCUCAAGCCUUUCGCCUGUGACUCCUGUGGCAUGCGCUUCACCCGACAGUACCGCCUCACGGAGCACAUGCGCAUCCACUCUGGGGAGAAGCCCUACGAGUGCCAAGUGUGCGGAGGGAAGUUCGCCCAGCAGCGCAAUCUGAUCAGUCACAUGAAGAUGCACAGCAGUGGGGGUGCCACGGGGGGCCUCACCACAGAGGGCAAACUGAAGCUGGACUUUGCUGAGGGUAUCUACCCACUGAGCAAGUACACAGCGGAGCAUCUAGGGCUGAAACAGGAGAAGGCCAACGAGCUCCUCAUCCAGGCGCAGCAGCAGCUGGUGGCCGACGCCAAGGCAAUGGAGAGCCUUUACCCGCUCUCCAAACUGGCCUCUGAGCACCUCGGAGGCCUUGCCCACGACAAGAUGGACGUCCUGUGCCAACCCCUGCCCCCUCCCCAACAGGCCCUCUCUGAGGGCCGCACCAUUGACCGCUACUCACCCAGCUAAGACCACACAGCCCCACGAGAAGGCCAAUCACCACAUGCAGUAUUCUGACGCCAUUCACCUCAACUAAAUCUGCACCUCAGACUCGAGGGACGUCAGUCUGCUCGUGCACGCCAAACUUUGUCGACUGUAAGUGCCUUUCGAUGCAUCUAACCUUUGAAGCCUCCUUCCUAAAGGAGCACUGUGCUAUCUAUCCUGUGACCAAGAGACACUCGCUUGACAGAAGUACGGUAUUUAUGUAUGUGUUUGCAGCUAUUGAGCCAAAGCAACAAAUUGAAAACCAAAAAAAAAAGAUUAUUUAUUUUUUUGUAUUAUGAUGAAAUCCAAAGAAAACCCUUACCCUUAAACCUGUGUUAUGACAAAUAAAUGCACAUAAAGGACAAGAUUCAGGGUUUGUGUCCAAAUCUGAGUGUAAAAGUCAGCAAAAUAAAAGAAAUAAAAAGAAAAUAAAAAUAAAUAAAGUCACCUCUUCUGGACUUUAAAAGAACGGGAGAAUUCUCAAAAUUGUCCUAUUUUUAGGGGUAUUACAGACAAUGAAUAACGCUCCAGAUUCUUCCUCCGAGGUUACAAUACAUUCAAGCACAUUUUAAAAGUCUUUUACAGUAGGGAUGCUCCGAUCGAUCGACCACCAAUCAAUAUCGGCCAACUUCCAUGAAAAAGCAUGUGAUUGGCAUAUGCCGACAAAUGCCUUUCAACGCCGAUCGCCUCUCGCUCGUACGAUUGCAGCAUGCAGCCUGUGGUGAGCGUCCCCCGCCCACUUUCCUUCACACUGCGCAGGUGUGCCAAACCCAAAACAAACGUGUGGAACUUACCUAACGUUUGUGAGAGCGAUACAAAUUUUGCACGCUGCAAAAUGUGCCACGGAAUAUAUCUCGCCGAGGUAGCGUUUUUGAAAAGCUGUAAUUCAAUACGGCAUUUGAAGAACAAACACUUGACGGAGUACGGUGAGUUUCUGAGGCUGAUCAUCAGUCAAACGGCAGCUAAUGUAGCCAAUGCUGGACUGUGUGUGACAAUCAGAAGUAUAAAGCAAAUAAUUAUUGAAUUGACCAUCCUCUCUCAGCGGCGGAAGACAGCGGGUUUGCCGACUGCUCUCUCGCUUGGAACCCCGCUGCAUGACACCUGGAAGUCCUGCUAGAACGCCAUCAAACUAUGUACUCUCACAUCCAAAGUCGCCUUAAAGAAGGCAUCUCUUCCUCUGUGAGUUUCACCAGUGAUAUAUGUUUUCUUGAAAAAGUUGUCAAAAUGAAGGUGAUUUUUUUGCUUCCCUUUUUUAUAUCAUAUAGCCAAUAGCAGGGAUGCAAGCAGGAAUUCUGGGCCCCAUGAAAAAAAAAAUCACGUUGGGCGUGCCCCCUUUUUAUUUUUUAAUAAUGACCUAUUUUUUGGGCCCCCUGGCAGUUAGGGCACCUUGGAAUCGUCCUAACUUUUCAACCUUAAACCGCGCCAAUACUCAUCAUGUAUAAUUUCACUCAUGGAUGAUCGGUAUCGGCAGCAUAAAACCCUGAUCGGAGCAUCCCUAUUUUAUUGUAAUAGCAGCAUGUUUAUAACAUAUCCUGAGCAAAAAGCUGUUCUUUACUGAGGAGUGGCAGCCCGUGAUCUCACAGCUGUGAAACGAUCACACAUACCCAACUAGUGAACACACAAAAAUCCCUGUCCGUCACACGGGCGUUGCCUUUUUGACAUGUUGUAAAACGGCCAAUCAUGGUGAGCAUAGCGAUGGAUCCCAAUCGGAGGGGAGUAACUUCCCCAUUCAUGGCAGAUUCAUGGUGAUUAAUCACAUCGAGCACCAGGUCUGACCUCUGGUGUCACGUCCGUGAGGCCCGCUACUGUUGACGUGCCAAAGUGAAUGUUUAACACACACACACCCACACACACGUUAUCUCCCCCAUUUCACACACACUUAGCAAAGCUGCUAAUCUGUCAGUGAUAUGACCACGAGGAGGGUUGUAGUCCCGUGCAGCUGUUGUAAUCCCUGUGAAAUCUCACUUUCUCCCGGACAAUUCACACACCAUGUCCUAUUUCAUGCUUGCCAUCCUUCAGCCCUCCCAUCCACUUAUGAACAUCUGAUGCUUCAACUACACCCCCGCUCUUGCACCACUCCUCUUGAUGCCGCUAUCAAAGCCACAAAACAAUAGAAAUCCUCUUAUUUUGCAUUGGGCCGAAAACAACAAAAGAGCACUUGAAGCUUGCGGGUUUGAAGGCACAUUCCCCCCCAGCCCCCCUGAAAUGUUUAUUCCAAAGAACAUCCCGACAACUUUGUUCUGCUUUGUUUUCGAUCUUUAUUUU
Molecule: messenger RNA, 4915 nt
Organism: Dunckerocampus dactyliophorus (ringed pipefish)
Lineage: Eukaryota; Metazoa; Chordata; Actinopteri; Syngnathiformes; Syngnathidae
Gene: hic1
Product: hypermethylated in cancer 1
Exons: 2
Coding region: 365-2635 (756 amino acids)
Biological process (GO): regulation of transcription by RNA polymerase II
Cellular component (GO): nucleus
Molecular function (GO): protein binding; RNA polymerase II cis-regulatory region sequence-specific DNA binding; DNA-binding transcription factor activity, RNA polymerase II-specific
Source: RefSeq, a predicted model, not a curated record